Molecule: messenger RNA, 2385 nt
Organism: Helianthus annuus (common sunflower)
Lineage: Eukaryota; Viridiplantae; Streptophyta; Magnoliopsida; Asterales; Asteraceae
Product: golgin candidate 4
Exons: 15
Coding region: 192-2213 (673 amino acids)
Biological process (GO): endoplasmic reticulum to Golgi vesicle-mediated transport; Golgi organization
Cellular component (GO): Golgi apparatus
Molecular function (GO): small GTPase binding
Source: RefSeq, a predicted model, not a curated record
GUGAAUUGUGAUCAAGUAACGUAAAUGUGGUUAUUCAUCAUCCUGACCUGAGUCUGUAAAACAAACAAACAGUGAUCAUUACCAGAUCUACCGACGCCCGUUUGAUAUCAGAAGAAUCCGAUCUCCACAUCUCCCUGCCUGCACACCCUCUCACCGACUGACUAUCUUCCCGAUUAUUCUUCACUUCCGCCAUGAUGUGGAGCACGACUCUUGCCAAUUUGAAAGAAAACCUAAACAAAAUCGCCUUAGAUGUUCACGACGACGAUGAUGACGGAGAUCAUUACCACAGGCCAUCCGAUCUCUCCGAUUCCGAUCGGAGAUUCUCUCUCAAUCACCGCCCUUCCGCUUCACCACUCGCCAACGGUCUCGAUUCCACUUAUUCUUCUUCAGAGAUCGAACAAUACAAAGCAGAGAUCAAGAGGCUUCAGGAAUCCGAGGCACAGAUCAAGGCACUAUCAGUUAAUUAUGCAGCAUUACUAAAAGAAAGAGAGGACCGUAUAUCUAGAUUGAAUGAUGAAAAUAGUUCAUUGAAGAAAAACCUUGAUGCGUCUAGAAGCGAGAUUUUGAAAACGUCAGCUAGUAGCUCGUCUGGAUACAAGCAGAAAAAUCGGUCGUUUGGAAAGAGAAUGCAGAAUGGUGUCACAUUGAAAGAAGAUGCACACUCAUUACAGCCCUCCAUGAUCCAAAAUAAAACAGGGAGUUCUAGCACUGAAAGCAGUGAAAAGGAGCUAUCUGAUUUACUGGAGGAAAAAAACAAUUCUCUAGCAACGCUGCAAGCAACACAUGAGCAACAAUUAAAGCAGUUACAAGAUGAACUUGACAAAGAACGUGGAAAGUCGGCAAGCUUGCAAUUCAGGUUCCAAGAGGAACAGAAGUUGAACCGAUCUUUCUAUGAGGAACGGGAUUCCUUAAAGGCAGAUAAAGAAAAUAUGUUAGCGGAGAUGAGUAAAAUACGAGAUGAGCUGAGCAGAAAAAUAUCUGAAAUAAGACAUUUGCAGCUGGAGUUGAAUAAAAAGGAAAAUACAGAAGCAAAUGAUGCUGCAGAGUCUCUUAAAAGAGUAGUAGCAUCGUUGGAAAAAGAGAACAGCGAUCUUAAGAUGGAGAAAAAUGAACUGAAGGUUGCUUUGGAAGUUGCUAGUAAAUCUUUGUCCUCAAAUUCAAAUGGUGUACAUGAGGCAUCUGGAAGUUUUGUUGGCAAAGAAGAAAUGGAGGCAUCUCUUCAGAAAAUGGAGAAAGAUUUGAAGGAGACAGCUCAGCAAAGGGACAAGGCACUACAGCAACUGAAUCGUCUUAAACAGCAUUUAUUGGAGAAGGAGUCUGAAGAUUCUGAAAAGAUGGACGAAGACAGCAAGAUCAUUGAAGGGCUACGAGAAGAUAACGAAAUAUUAAAAGCUCAAAUAAGACAUCUGGAGAAAUCUCUGAAUCAGGCAAUUGCUGGUCAAGAAGAGGUUAGGUUGACAAACAACACCGAACUGCAGAAGGCCAAAGAAACCAUUGAUGAUUUGAACAAAAAAGUGGCUAGUCUUAGAAGCACUGUAGAUGUGAAAAAUGUUGAACUUUUAAAUCUUCAAACUGCCCUUGGUCAGUAUUAUGCUGAAAUAGAAGCUAAGGAACAUUUGGAAAGGGAAUUGGCUUCUGCAAGAGAAGAAUCUGUUAAACUUUCCGAGAGAUUGAAGGAGGCAUUUCAAGAAGCGGAGACAGCAAAGAAGGAAAAGGAGGAAUGUAUGGAGAAACUUUCACAGACUGAAAGACUAUUAGCAGAAGGUAAAGGGAGAGUAAUGAAGUUAGAGGAAGACAACAAUAAACUUCGUCGUGCUCUAGAGCAAAGCAUGACUAGACUUAAUAGAAUGUCCAUGGACUCUGAUUUUUCUGUUGACAGGCGUAUUGUGAUCAAAUUGUUGGUGACUUACUUCCAGAGGAAUCACAGUAAAGAGGUUCUGGACCUUAUGGUACGCAUGCUAGGAUUCUCUGAAGAAGAAAAACAGAGAAUUGGCGUUGCUCAGCAAGGAGCCGGUAAAGGUGUUGUUCGUGGUGUUUUUGGUCUACCAGGUCGUCUAGUAGGCGGCAUUAUAGGAGGAACCCCCACUACAGAUAAUCUGCCAAAUGCUGCAUUAGAUAAUCAGUCGUUUGCGGAUAUGUGGGUUGAUUUUCUUUUAAAAGAGGGUGAAGAAAGGGAAAAGAGAGAAUCUUCAGAAAACAUUGAUACCAAGUAAUUAGCAAGGGUUUUGGUUUGCCUAUAGUUAUGUUCAAUUUAUUCUUUUUCCAUAUACAAGUUGUAAUCGUGUGUUGAUAUUGUUGGAAAAGAAAGUUUUAACUAAUAAGCUCUCCAUACACUAUGCCGCGUUGAACGUCUUAAUACUAAACAUUUUUAUUUAGAUGUCAAAA